UCGAAGCGAGCUCCUCCCAUGGAGCUCGACCUCGACUCCCGUCACCGCGCAUCAUCAUCAUCAUCAUCAUCAUCAUCAUCAUCCUCCUCCUCCUCCUCGGGCGGCGGAAUCUCCGAGAACAUCGGCACUGACCUCCAUCGUAGCGUCGAUGACAUCCUUAACGACUAUGACUUCUCCUCCUCCGAUGUCGCCGAUGCCCAACGGCGCACCGUUGAUGACAUCCUCAAUGACUUCGAUUCUUUCGAAGAAGAUCCUUUUCCUUCUCGCGUUCCCGACCCAAUGGUAGAACCGCGGGAUGUUCUAGAAACCCCGGUCACCGAAACCCUAGAAGAAGCCCCUGCGACCUCUCCCUUCGCUUGGAGCAGACGGCCUCGAGAUCCGCUCUCAUUAGGGCUCCGGACGUUCUCUCCUGCUCGCUCAUUGCCUCCUCUUUUUGGUGGCGUUCGGCCUAGCCCUAAACCUGGAGCCGCCCUUGCUGCAGCUGCCGCUGCUUCCCGGUCCUGGCUGGCCCCUCACGCGGCGGCGAUCAAGUCCCGCAGGUUUGACACGGAGAGAACUCUCUCGGCGCCGGAGUUGACACCGCAUCCGGAGGAAAGUAAUGGUUCUGAAGGAUUGAAUGGUUCUGAAUUCUCUGAAAUUGCAAUCUUGCAUCCACAUUCUUCUUCUGAUGUCGAAGAGUCAUCUGAAGCAGUGAUUUCUGAUGGAGAGUUACCUGGGAAAAGUGGUGGACUGGAGCUGGUUGAUGAGGUGGAGAUUGUUGAUGAAGUGGAAGCCAACGAAGGCGCAAUGGUAUCUGAUUCCUUAAUUUCUACUCCAAUAGAUGAGGUAGAUGUGAGUAUACAGCUCCAAGAUCCAGCGGAAGAUGUUCAAGAACAGGAAUCAGAAGAUUUGGGAUCAAAAAGAGAUGAUGAAGAUCUACUCCAAUCUCAUGAUGAACAGACCGAUGCUGUUGGAGAAGAUAUUGAGAAUAGAACUGAGGGUGAUAAUAUAUUUGAAGAAAGUUUUCUGUUCCCAUCAUCUGAAGGAGAGGAUAAGGCCAAGAAGAAGGCAGAGAAGAAACUUCGGGCUUCAAUGAAACCGCUGGAAUGGGCUGAAGAGCUUGAGAAGAGGCAGGCGUCCUAUGGUCAACACUGUGAAGAGGGGGCGGCUGCCCAGCAAAUGAGGCUUGAGGGCAUCCGGAGAGGUCCUCCUGCAGUUGGGUAUCUUCAGAUGGACCUUGACAAUGUGAUUACCAGGUUGGUUUCUUCACAAUUAUUCAAACGGGAUCAUGGCUCACCACAAGUUGUGGCAGUACAUAUGAACUUUAUUGCCAUUGGCAUGUCCAAGGGAGCUAUUUUUGUUGUUCCCAGUAAGUACUCCAGUCACUCUCCAGAUAUUAUGGACGGAAAAAUGUUAAAUCUUUGCUCCAAUGGCGAAAAGUCUCAGACGCCUGUGACUUCCAUGUGCUUCAAUCAACAAGGCGACCUGCUUUUAGCAGGGUAUGGUGAUGGCCAUCUGACACUUUGGGAUCUGCAGAAAGCAGUUGUAGCGAAACUAGUUUCUGGGACACAUGCAGCACCAGUAGUGCAUACGUUAUUUUUGGGGCAAGACUUGCAAGUUACACGUCAGUUCAAAGCUGUUACUUGUGAUGCAAAAGGGCUUGUUUUGUUGCAUACAUUCUCAGUGCUUCCAUUGUGGGGAUUCUCCAUCAAAUCACAGGCUUUUCCAAAAAUGGGUACUAUAUUGUCUGUUCGUCCUAUCCGCAUUGACGAUUUCAGUGGGCUUGGUUUUGUUUCUUUACAAGGGAACUCAGCAAUUCCUGCUAGCGGUCUAGGAAGCAUGGUUGGAGGAGUUGUUGGUGGUGUAGUUGGAGGAGAGACAGGAUGGAAGCUCUUCAAUGAAGGUUCUUCUAUGCCUGAAGAAGGUGUGGUCAUAUUUGUCACCCAUCAAACUGCUCUGGUGGUCAGGCUCAGCCCCACUGUGGAAGUUUAUGAGAAACUGUCAAGACCAGACGGGGUUCGUGAAGGAUCCAUUCCAUAUACUGCAUGGAAAUGCAUGACUUACUCUCAUGAUGCAUCUCUUGAUCCAUCUGAUAAAGCGUCAUGGCUUGUGGUGGCAUGGGAUCGGUCAGUCCAGGUAGAAAAGUUGGUGAACUCAGAGAUGAAGAAAUAUAGUGAAUGGAACCUUGAUAGUACUGCAAUUGGAGUUGCUUGGUUAGAUGAUAAGAUGCUGGUGAUUCUUACUUUGAGAGGACAACUUUGCUUGUUUUCGAAGGAUGGAACCGAGAUUCAUCGAACAAGUUUUGUUAUAGAUGGUACAGGAAUUGAUGAUAUCAUCACUUACCAUACCCACUUUACGAAUAUCUUUGGAAAUCCAGAAAAGGCUUAUCACAACUCAGUGACUGUAAGAGGAGCUUCAAUAUACAUUAUUGGGCCAAUGCAUCUAAUAGUUUCCCGUCUUCUUCCUUGGAAGGAGCGCAUUCAAGUUCUUCAGAAGGCUGGUGAUUGGAUAGGUGCCUUGGACAUGGCAAUGAGGCUUUAUGAUGGCCAUGCACAUGGUGUUAUAGACCUUCCAAGAAAAGUUGAUGAUAUAAGGGAAGUAAUAAUGCCAUAUUUAGUAGAGUUGCUCUUGUCAUAUGUGGAUGAAGUUUUCUCCUAUAUAUCAAUGGCCUUUUCCAGUCAGAUUGCAAAAGUUGGUCAAGCAGAAGACCCAAAUUUUACUGACAGCUCAGUUCGAUCUGAGAUAGAGGAGCAAUAUGCUCGUGUUGGUGGUGUUGCAGUAGAGUUUUGUGUUCACAUAAAACGGACUGACAUCCUCUUUGAUAGUAUAUUCUCCAAAUUUGUGGCCGCUCGACAUGGAGGCACAUUCCUAGAAAUUUUGGAGCCAUAUAUUUUAAAAGACAUGCUUGGAAGUCUCCCCCCUGAGAUUAUGCAAGCUUUGGUAGAGCAUUACAGUGUCAAGGGGUGGUUACAACGAGUGGAGCAAUGUGUUCUUCAUAUGGACAUCUCGUCCUUAGAUUUCAAUCAGGUUGUCAAGUUAUGCCGUGAGCAUGGUUUGUAUGGUGCUCUGAUAUAUCUUUUCAAUCAAGGUCUUGAUGAUUAUAGAACACCUCUGGAGGAACUUUUGAUGGUUGUUCAAAAUGGUCUGGGGGUGGAUGCUUCUGCCAUAGGGUAUAGGAUGCUUGUCUAUCUAAAGUAUUGCUUUCUGGGUCUUGCAUUUCCUCCAGGUCAUGGCACUCUUCCCCCCCACCGUUGUCAAUCAGUUGCAAAAGAAUUAAUGCAGUUCUUGCUUGAAAAUUCUAAACCUUCAGAUUCUCAAGUAUCAGGAAGUUUCAGGUCAUCUUGCGGCAUUUAUCCAAACCUAUGCCAUCUCCUCUUGUUGGAUACAGAAGCAGCUGUAGAAGUUUUAAGAUAUGCUUUCAUGGAAGAUUAUUCCAGGGGAGCAGAUAAUUGUUUGAGUGAUUUGUCUGCAUCUAAUUUGGAACAAAAGGAUAAUGACUCACAGAGCACAGAAAAUCUGCAUUCGAUGGCUCAAAGUGCAAUUGACAAACUUGUAUAUGUUCUUGAUUUGGAAUCUGACAAGAUCAGGUCUUUUAGUUUGGCUGAGAAUGUGGAAGUGUGGCCUUCAGUGAAAGAUUUAGGUCAUUUGGUUCAAUUUAUUGUAUUUCUUGUCACUUGUAAGGGAGCAGCCAUUUCCAGACAAGUAUUUAAACAUAUUCUUGAACAUCUAACAUCUGCUGAUUGGUUACAUUGGGAUUCAAGUCAUAGGCCCGAGGCUUCAAAGAGGGAGAAACAAGUGCUUGCUCUUCUGAAAGUUGUGCCUCAGACAGAUUGGAGUAUGAAUGUGUUGGAGCUCUGUGCACAGGCUCAGUUUCAUCAGGCUUGUGGGUAUAUACACACAAUCAGAGGCCACAAUAUCGCUGCUUUGGAUAGCUUUAUGAAAGAUUUGAAUGAGCCUAUUGUUUCUUUUGCAUUUAUCAACAACAUUUUUUUAAAACUUAAAGAUGUUGAAGUUGAAUCCUUCCGGUCUGCUGUUAUUUCACGAAUCGCUGAACUUGUCAAGCUAAGCAGGGAAUGUUCCUUCUUUUUAAUUAUUGAUCAUUUUAGUCUGGAGAAUCACCAGAUGCUUUUAGAGCUUCGAUCUCAUCCGUAUAGUCUUUUUCUUUUCUUGAAGUCUGUGAUCGAGGUUUACUUGUUUGGAACUCUUAAUUUUCCUGUGUACGAGGUAGAUUAUGUUUCAACUAUGGUGAUUGAAGGGGUUGACUCAUCUAAUCAACUUGAAGCUUUUAUGAAAAGGCUCUCAAAUUUUCCGAAGCUUUUGCAGAACAGUCCUGUUCAUGUUACUGAUGACAUGGCAGAACUGUAUUUAGAGCUACUGUGCCAGUAUGAGCCUAAAUCAGUUCUUAAGUUCUUGGAGACUUUUGAUAAUUAUAGACUGGAGCAUUGUCUGCGUCUAUGUCAAAAAUACGAGGUUAUAGAUGCAACCGCUUUUUUGCUAGAAAGGGUAGGUGAUGUUGGGAGUGCACUAGGGCUUCUGAUGACAGGACUUGAUGAAAAGUUUGACUUGCUUGUUACUGCUGUGCAAAGUAUGUUUUCACAGAUAAGUGCAAGCAGCUCCGCUGAAAUGGAAGUUCUUAAUGACUUGUCAAAAAUGGAUGAGGUUAUUUCUGUUUCUGGUGUAUUGCAUGCCUCCAUAAACUUAUGCCAGAGAAACACUCAACGCUUAAAUCCACAAGAAUCCGAGUCCCUGUGGUUUCAUUUGCUUGAUAAGUUUACUGAGCCACUUAAGAGAUUUUCUGGUGGAAAGGAGGUUCACGAAAGAUGGGAUGUUAGCAAGUUACCUGCAACUUCUGAUACACAACAGAAGGAUAAAUCUUUUUCUAGUUGGGGGAUUUCAAAAGAAACAAAUUGUCCUGAUAUCUUACGGAAAAUGUUUUCACAGUUUGUUGGAGAAGUAAUUGAGAGAAUGGCAGGAUAUAUUCCCCUUCCAGCAAUCAUGGCCAAGCUCCUUGCUGACAAUGGGAAUCAAGAGUUUGGUGAUUUCAAAUUUACUAUAUUGAAGAUGUUGGGUACAUAUGGAUAUGAGAGAAGAAUAUUGGAUACGGCUAAAACUUUGAUUGAGGAUGAUACAUACUAUACCAUGAACUUGCUAAGGAAAGGGGCCUCUCAUGCCUAUGCUCCACAGGAUUCUUCAUGCUGUGUAUGUGGUUGCUCUCUGACAAAGGGGUUGUCUACCUCUGGAGUUAGAGUAUUUAAUUGUGGGCAUUCAACUCAUCUCCAUUGUGAAGAAAAUGAACCUUCCAAUAAAGCAUCCUUAGCUGGAUGCCCUGUUUGUAUACCUAAGAAAAAUCCUAGUGCUAGAAGCAAAUCAGUUCUUGUAGAGAAUGGGCAGUUGAAACAUGGCUCAUCUAGCUCACCGAUUCUAGGGAACUCCAGUGUGCAUGACCCUGAUCCAAUUGAAAGAACAUAUGGGCUUCAGAAAAUGUCACGGUUUGAGAUAUUGAGUAAUCUCCAGAAUGGCAAGAAAUCCCUUCAGAUAGAUACUCUUCCGCAGUUGAGGCUCUCUCCUCCGGCUAUUUAUCAUGAAAAGGUUCAGAAGAGACAUGCUUCCACUACAGGAGCAACAAGUAAUACUUCGGUAAAGAAUGAAAAACCAAAUAGACGAUGGAAACUGGGAGAAUCGAAACUAAAUGGACCCUUGAGGCGUUUCCCUUUGAGAGCUAACAUAUUCGGUACCGAGAAAAAAACAGCUUGAGAAUGUGAUGCAUGAUCUUGCAUCCAUGAACACUAGAUUAAGAAGACUUAAGUUCGAUUGUUCUUGUUGGAUCAAGUUUUUUUUGGCAUGGAUAGAUCCAACCGUUUACUCUACUUGAAAAUAACAAUUUACUUUAGGAUUCUCUUAAAUCAUGUGACAAUAAUUUUAAUAUAUUAUAUGCCACUUUACGAAUACAUUCAACAAGCUAUACUGUAAAUAAGUAAUUGUGAAUUAUAAAUACAUAUGUUAGGAUGUUGGCUACUUGGCUGCAUUAUAUUAGAUUCUCAAAGGAUGGUGCUUCUGAUUGACUGAUGCCUCAAGGUUAUUGAAGACUCAAUUCAUGUCAUAUCUAACAUGCAUGAAUUGUGUAUUAAGACAUCGUGACUGGAUUUGGUACUUGGUGGUGUACAUUCUAGGGUAUCAGUAUUCCAGUUCCAUCAUAUCUUGUUGAAGAUAAUUUACUUGUUCAUAACAAAUAUGUUUUACCACCUGUUGUAAACAGCUUGUAUUCUUUACUGCCUGAUUGUUCCUAGUUGUUCUCAUGCUCAAUAAGUUUUACCUCCUUUCUUACUU
Messenger RNA from Dioscorea cayenensis subsp. rotundata (Guinea yam), 6306 nucleotides. RefSeq names its product vacuolar protein sorting-associated protein 8 homolog. Bases 19 to 5733 code for a protein of 1904 amino acids. Gene Ontology annotation, molecular function: protein binding. Gene Ontology annotation, biological process: protein targeting to vacuole; endosomal vesicle fusion. Gene Ontology annotation, cellular component: late endosome; HOPS complex. Lineage: Eukaryota; Viridiplantae; Streptophyta; Magnoliopsida; Dioscoreales; Dioscoreaceae. The record is from RefSeq and is a predicted model, not a curated record. The transcript has 19 exons.